Erinaceus europaeus (western European hedgehog) is the source of this 888-nucleotide messenger RNA. RefSeq names its product N-alpha-acetyltransferase 10, NatA catalytic subunit (gene NAA10). Gene Ontology annotation, molecular function: protein-N-terminal-glutamate acetyltransferase activity; protein N-terminal-serine acetyltransferase activity. Gene Ontology annotation, biological process: N-terminal peptidyl-glutamic acid acetylation. The record is from RefSeq and is a predicted model, not a curated record. Bases 114 to 821 code for a protein of 235 amino acids. Gene Ontology annotation, cellular component: NatA complex. The transcript has 8 exons. Lineage: Eukaryota; Metazoa; Chordata; Mammalia; Eulipotyphla; Erinaceidae.
GCCCCGCCCCUUCCGCCGCCGCGCGCCACCGCCCCGCCCCUUCCGCCGCCGCGCGCCGCCGCCGGCCUCAGGUACCGCGCGCCGCCGGGUCGCUCUGCUGUCCGGUCGCCGCCAUGAACAUCCGCAACGCGAGGCCCGAGGACCUGAUGAACAUGCAGCACUGCAACCUGCUGUGCCUGCCCGAGAAUUACCAGAUGAAGUACUACUUCUACCACGGCCUCUCGUGGCCUCAGCUCUCCUACAUCGCUGAGGACGAGAACGGGAAGAUCGUGGGCUACGUCCUGGCCAAAAUGGAAGAGGACCCAGAUGACGUGCCGCAUGGACACAUCACCUCUCUGGCCGUGAAGCGUUCCCACCGGCGCCUCGGCCUGGCUCAGAAGCUGAUGGACCAGGCCUCUCGGGCCAUGAUCGAAAACUUCAAUGCUAAAUACGUGUCCUUGCACGUCCGGAAGAGCAACCGGGCCGCACUACACCUCUACUCCAACACUCUCAACUUCCAGAUCAGCGAGGUCGAGCCCAAGUACUAUGCAGAUGGGGAGGACGCCUACGCCAUGAAGCGGGACCUCACCCAGAUGGCUGACGAGCUGAGGCGGCACCUGGAGCUGAAGGAGAAGGGCAGGCACGUGAUGCUGAGCUCCAUCGAGAACAAGGUGGAGAGCAAGGGCAGCGUGCUCCCAGGCUCGGGAGACGCCUGCCGCGAGGAGAAGGGCCUGGCCGCCGAGGAUAGCGGUGGGGACAGCAAAGACCUCAGCGAGGUCAGCGAGGCCACAGAGAGCACCGACGUCAAGGACAGCUCGGAAGCCUCCGACUCGGCCUCCUAGAGAUCCUCUGCCUGCGGUGGCGUGCCCUGCCUGAGCUUUCCAAUAAAGCACAUGAGGCGUCGGCCUG